Messenger RNA from Pseudozyma hubeiensis SY62, 2574 nucleotides. RefSeq names its product other/HAL protein kinase. Gene Ontology annotation, biological process: protein phosphorylation; intracellular signal transduction. The record is from RefSeq and is a predicted model, not a curated record. Bases 1 to 2574 code for a protein of 857 amino acids. NCBI's taxonomy places the organism in Eukaryota, Fungi, Basidiomycota, Ustilaginomycetes, Ustilaginales, Ustilaginaceae. The transcript has a single exon. Gene Ontology annotation, molecular function: ATP binding; protein serine/threonine kinase activity.
AUGCUUUCCUCAAAGCCCAUGAAUCCUAUCAUCCAGCAUUCGACCCAUCCAGAUCAAGAUCGCGAUGGUGCCGACGUCGUCCACCUUCAGACCCAAACCAACCAUAUGACACUCCGUGAAGACUCCACCGCUCCAGGCUACGCUGCCAUCAGUAGCACCAAAACGGACGAACCGACGCCCACGCAGGGUGGCAGCGAAUUCGUCGUGUCCUCCCCGUCUCAGAUGGCCUCGCCAGCGUCCACGGCUGGUAUGGAAUCCACCCCUGGCGUCACUCCAGGAACCGUCGAUGCAAUCACCGGUCCAAGUGCCAGCGCUGCAAGGAUCCGCUCCGAAAAUCUCAAAAAGAUGGGUCUCAGCGAGCAUGCAGAUCAUUCCGGUGUCGCUACGCCCAUCGGCACCGGCGGUGCUUCCGCUCACCUGGCCCUGAACGACGACACAUCGGGAACCGUGUCACCCGUUACCAGUGGCACCCAGAGUCGCUCCGGCCUCAACAAGGUCCUCAGCGGCACGGUGACAGGGACCUCGUUCCAACCCGUCCAAGGUGCCGGUGCCAGCGGACUCGCUUCGGCCCGCGGCGUCGACAGCUCCAGCACGGAUGCAACAGGCACGCCUCCGCAGUUCAUCUUCCCCAAACUCGGCUCGCGACGCAACACCGAGCGCCUCGGCAGCAGCGGAGGACGCAAGCACGGCGAAAGCGGCAGCGGCACGGCAUCGCCUUCGGAUAACGACGGCCACGGCAAGAAGAAGAAGGACAAGGAGCACUCUGGCCACCACAACCCGCUCACCGACCUGCGCAAGUUCCUGCAGAACCACAUCGGACACCACAAUAGCGAGUCGCGCGGCGACAGCAGCCGCUCCGGCGUCGCAACGCCAAAGAGACACGGCAAGGACUCGCCGCCGCUCGGCGAAGACCACGCGCACUUGGCCAAAAAGUACGGCAAGUGGGGCAAGGUGCUCGGCUCAGGUGCCGGUGGUACGGUGCGUCUCAUCAAACGCUCCAAGGACCACACUGUCUUUGCCGUCAAGGAGUUCCGUCAGCGUAGACCCGGCGAGAACGAGAAGGAGUACAUCAAGAAGGUCACGGCCGAAUUCUGCAUUGGAAGCACGCUCCACCACAUCAACAUCAUCGAAACCAUCGACAUCAUCUCGGAUCACGGCCAUUACUACGAGGUCAUGGAGUAUGCCCCUUACGACCUUUUCAGCGUCGUCAUGAGCGGCAAGAUGUGUCGACAGGAGAUCUACUGCGUCUUCCGCCAGAUCUGCGACGGUGUCGAUUACCUCCACUCGAUGGGCCUUGCGCAUCGCGACCUGAAGCUCGACAACUGCGUCAUGACCACAGGCAAUGUGGUCAAGCUCAUCGACUUCGGCACUGCUACCGUCUUCCACUCUCCCGGCAAAAGCAAGGUGGUGGCCACCGGUGUGGUCGGAUCCGAUCCGUACUUGGCGCCCGAGGUACUGUCGCAGCAGACGUACGACCCGCGCCUGACGGACGUGUGGAGUUGUGCCAUCAUCUUCCUGUGCAUGAUCCUGCGCCGCUUCCCGUGGAAGUUGCCGGACAUGAAGUCGGAUCCGAGCUUCCGCUUGUUUGUCAAUUCGCAUCCCGAGCUGUGCAAGGCGCCUGCGUCCGAUGCGGCCAAAAGCCAGUCAAACAGCGAAGGUCCGAGCAGACAGAGCAGCACGGCUGCGUCGAGCGUCAUCGCUAGCCGCGUGACAUCGAGCGAGCACGUCUCGGCGCUGCGCAAGAAUCUGGGCAUGUCGACCAUCGAUGCUGUGACCAGCUCGGAUGACAAUAGCGCCACGCCGCAGAUCCGAUCGGCGCACGAGGCCGGCUACAUGACGCCGCACACGAUCAACUCGAACCCUCACUCGCCUUCGCUCAGCGACACGUUUGAGGCGAACAGGGUGCUCGGAGGUGAGGACGGCAACGGAGCGACCCUGAGCCCUGGCGCCAUGUCGCCGGUAGUCUCGUCACCAACCUCCACUCUGGCCGACGGCGGUGCAGCAGGCGAGGUUGGCAACGGAGGCGCUUUUGACGACGUGCGUCCGCAUGCGCACCGCAGCGACAGCGUAUCGUCGGCUUCUUCGCAGACGACGUUCACUUCGGGUGCCGCGGACAGCAUCUUCCGUCUGCUUCCACGAGAGACGCGCUCGGCGCUGUCGCGAAUGAUGGCAGUCGAGCCCUCGCUGCGUUGCACGCUGGGCGACCUUUUGCGUGGCCGUCGAUUCAGCGAUACGGACAGCCCGCUGACGCGCACGCCCGUCAUGUCGAGGAGCAACUCGACCGACAUGCUGCGUUCGGCGAUCGACGGCGCACACGCCCAAGCGCACGCGCACGACGGCACCACGUCCCCGCACGGCAUUAGCCGAGACGCUCACGCAGCAGGACUCGGCUCCAUCGGCCUGUCCGAGUUUGAGGACGACGACGAUAAGGGCGACGAGUGGUUGAAGAACAUCCGAACCUGCGCACACAUCUUGAAGGAUGGCAAGCCGGGUGAGCAACCCGACCACCCGCAUGUCAAGGUGAUGAGCGAGGAGAGCAAGCGCAAACACUCGCUGUUCCACCGCAAAGAGUGA